AAUUCUAUGCUUAUUCUCCAACUUUGUCUUUCUAUGUAAACACCAUGAUUUUAACAUGACAACAUAAUCACAGACUCCCCGUCUCUCUCUCUCUCUCUCUCUCUCUUUUUCACUUCUCCAUAGAUAACGCUCAUGGCCUCUCUACGCUCACUUCCAUCGUUCUCUCCUGAAGAGCGCCUGAAAAAGCUAGACAUAGAUAACUGGGUGCAAAAAGGGUUACCUGAAAAAAUAGAGAAAAAAAAAAUGGCUAGAAUUCCAGUGAAGUUUCAAAGAGUAGCGGCGGCUUUUGAUGAGGUAGCUAAGGUGAGACUCUGCGAGAGCAGUGGGAGCGAACACUCGCCGGAAAGUGACACGUAUUUAUCGGAUCUCGUUAAGUCUUUUAUCGAAAGAGGUGGUGGUGGUGUUCAUGGUGAAGAUGGUAAUUAUGAGGAAAUUCAGUCCGAGAUGGAGCACAAAAGUAGAGAUGGAGAUUCCGACGGCUAUUUGUCUGAUUCAGAGACAAAAGAUUUGCUUCAGGGUCUGUUUGGCUGUGGUGGUGAUGAUGAUGAUGUGAAAAGAAAGAUUUACGCUGAGGUAGAAGCCUUUUUGGGUCUUACCGGAGAUUAUAAAUCUUCCCGGAGUUACAAACGCCGGUUGAUGACUCAUUUACGCCAAAAGGGAUUCGAUGCUGGCCUUUGCAAAUCAAAAUGGGAAAAAUCCAAAAGAUUUCCUGCUGGAGAGUAUGAAUACGUAGACGUGGACGUUGAAGGAAACCGAUACAUAAUCGAAGCAUUCUUAAUGGGAGAGUUCGAAAUAGCCAGACCCACGAAUCAAUACGCUUCUCUAUUGGAGAUAUUCCCCAAGAUAUUUAUUGGGAAAGUAGGAGAGCUGAAGCAGAUAGUGAGGAUACUGUGCAGAGCAAUCAAGCAAUCGAUGAAAAGCAGGGACAUGGCAAUGCCACCAUGGAGAAGAAAUGGGUAUAUGAUGGCCAAAUGGUUUGGUUCCUACAAACGAACAACCAAUAAAGUUUCAGCCGGAAAAGGAAGCUCUGAGCAACAACAACAACGAGACGAUGACGCAUCUGGUGGGAAGAGACGUGUGGGUUUUGAAACAUUUCCUAACACGUCUUAUUUUUGCAGAGAUGAAAUAGCGACUAAGAUUGGGUUGAGAGUAGGACUUUUAACCGCUGCUUUUGAAUCAGGCUUCUAAAAGCCUCUAUUGAUUAUGCUUUGUUUAGGUAUAGAGAGAUUUUAUUUGUCUUAAUUAGGUGAUUUUUGGGAAUUUUAUAUAUUUGCGGAUCGUUUGGGUGUUUUUUUUUUUUUUUUGGGUAUUUAUAUUAGAUUUUGGCCGCUGGUACAACCAAGCAAUUGGUGUAUCAGAAAUUCCUUGUAAAAAAGAAAAAGGUUGAAAUUAUGUCAAAUAUUAUAUCAAAAUCCCACUUAUUUUCAAUGUAAUAUGUCCCAGUUUAUCCGAAUUACUUG
Messenger RNA from Ziziphus jujuba (common jujube), 1460 nucleotides. RefSeq lists its product as uncharacterized. Bases 133 to 1188 code for a protein of 351 amino acids. The transcript is spliced from 2 exons. The record is from RefSeq and is a predicted model, not a curated record. NCBI's taxonomy places the organism in Eukaryota, Viridiplantae, Streptophyta, Magnoliopsida, Rosales, Rhamnaceae.